AUGGGUGGGCCCACAAAGGAGUACUUCCACAUUGCUAUUUCAUCAUUAACAAGAAUGGAUCCAGCAUUCAAUAUACAACUGUUUGGUGGUAAACUAGGACACUUAAUUCCUAUUUGUGGUGUAGAUGCUGUUGCAUCUGGUUGCUUCGAAAUGGUUGGAAAACUUGUAGCACACAGUGUGUUGCACGACGGCCCUGGUUUCAUUGGCUUGUCUCCAGCUAUUGUGAAGUAUUUGACUAAUGGGUCUUUAGAAGCAGCAAAAGAAGUGGUUACCACCAGUGAUCUGCUAGAUAUUGACUUGAAAAUUUUACAAGAUGAAAAGGUGAUUAAUACAUGUGUUAGUGAAAUUGAUCCCAAUGCUAAAGACCUUGUGGAAGGUUUGUUGGUAAAGCAUGGUUUGACUGAUGUUUCUCUCACAGACAAAAACAAAGAGAAGGCUGUAAAAGAUCUCUUAGUGGCAGAGGUGCUUGUAACCAGAACUGCUGCCCUUGAUUCAAUGUUCAGAGGUCUAAACCACCUGGGAUUGGGUAACUUACUUAGACAAUACCCAAUCUUCAAAGAGGUUGUUCUGCCUUCAAUUGAAGAAGCAGUUGUUGAUGUAGAAUUGUUAAAGAGGAAAUUAAGUGACGCAAUGAAGAAGCAUCGCAAUUCAAGAGAUUUGAAUAGUGAUGAUGCUGCAAAUGAGGACAAAACAUGUGAAUGGCUCAUGAAAUUUCUUGAUGAAGUCUCCGAUUUAUUUGGUAAAUUACCGUAA
Molecule: messenger RNA, 753 nt
Organism: Dendronephthya gigantea
Lineage: Eukaryota; Metazoa; Cnidaria; Anthozoa; Malacalcyonacea; Nephtheidae
Exons: 2
Coding region: 1-753 (250 amino acids)
Molecular function (GO): ubiquitin-protein transferase activity
Source: RefSeq, a predicted model, not a curated record